Molecule: messenger RNA, 2677 nt
Organism: Helianthus annuus (common sunflower)
Lineage: Eukaryota; Viridiplantae; Streptophyta; Magnoliopsida; Asterales; Asteraceae
Product: heat shock 70 kDa protein 16
Exons: 10
Coding region: 217-2490 (757 amino acids)
Biological process (GO): protein folding
Cellular component (GO): nucleus; cytosol
Molecular function (GO): ATP binding; ATP-dependent protein folding chaperone
Source: RefSeq, a predicted model, not a curated record
AUUUAUAUUUUCCUUUUUAUCAGCCCCCAUAGAUCCUUGGGCGAUUAUUCUCCUUCCGAUUUGGUACUCGAUUUGUAAAAAUCUCUUCUUCACUGACACAUAAUCAUCAAUCAGUUUUAUGUGAAUUGGUCGGCUUGAUUGUUGUAUGUGAAGGUAGAGUUCAUAAUUGAAUCGGACCAUUGGUUGUAAAUUGUGUAGGGGGUUUUGAGCUUGGAAAUGAGUGUGGUAGGGUUUGAUAUUGGCAAUGAAAACUGCGUUAUUGCUGCCGCAAGAAACCGUGGAAUCGACGUGUUGUUGAACGAUGAGUCAAACCGUGAGACGCCUGCGGUUGUGGGCUUCGGUGAGAAGCAAAGGUUUUUGGGGUCUGCAGGGGCUGCAUCUGCUACUAUGAACCCUAAAUCUACUAUAUCUCAGGUGAAAAGAUUGAUCGGAAGCCAAUAUAGGAAUCCAGCUGUACAAAAGGAUCUUUAUUUGCUACCGUUUGAGACUAGUGAGGCUCCUAACGGCGGUGUUUUGAUUCACUUACAGUAUUUAAACGAAAGAUACACGUUUACACCCGUUCAGAUUCUGGGCAUGUUGUUUGCACAUCUAAAACAAAUGGCAGAGAAAAAUCUCGAAAGUCCCGUUUCAGAUUGCGUCAUCGGGAUUCCAUCCUAUUUUACCGAUUUGCAAAGGCGCGCUUAUCUCGACGCUGCACAUAUUGCCGGUUUAAAACCUUUGAGACUGGUUCACGAUUGUACCGCAAUUGCAUUAGGCUACGGUAUUUACAAGAACGAUUUUACCGAUUCUGGACCCACAAACGUCGUGUUUGUAGAUAUCGGGCAUUGCGACACUCAGGUUACCGUUGCGGCUUUUGAACGCGGGCACCUGAAAAUAUUAUCUCAUUCUUUCGAUAGUCAUCUGGGCGGAAGAGACUUCGAUGAAGUUCUGUUCAAAUAUUUCGCUGAAAAAUUUAAAGAACAAUACAACAUUGAUGUUUAUACAAACACUCGGGCUUGUGUAAGGCUAAGGACGUCGUGUGAGAAGUUAAAGAAAGUUUUAAGCGCGAAUGCCGAAGCACCGAUUAAUAUUGAAUGUUUAAUGGAUGAAAAAGACGUGAAAGGGUUUAUAAAGAGAGAUGAUUUUGAGAAUCUGUGUUCGGAUUUGUUGGAGAGAGUUACUGUUCCUUGUGUUAACGCUGUAAAUAAUGCGGGAAUUGGUGUCGAUGAAAUAUACGCUAUUGAGCUUGUUGGUUCUGGGUCCCGCAUACCAGCUAUUAUGAGAAAAUUAACGUCUCUUUUUAGGAAAGAGCCAAGGAGAACACUUAAUGCGAGUGAGUGCGUUGCUAGAGGAUGUGCUCUUCAUUGUGCAAUGCUUAGCCCGACUUAUCGUGUUAGAGACUAUCAGGUUCAAGAUUCAUUUCCGUUUGCCAUAGGACUUCGAUCAGAUGAAGGUGAAGAUAUUAACCUGCCCAGUGGCACGUUGUUUCCAAAAGGCCAACCGUUUCCGAGUGUUAAGAUGAUUUCAUUGCGUAGAAGUAGUACAUUCCAUUUAGAGGUCGUAUAUUCCAACGAGGAUGACCUGCCUCUUGGAGUAUCACCUAAAGUCAGCCAUUUUACUAUUGGUCCUUUCUCAAACUCAGAAAAUGCAAAGGUCAAAGUCAAAUUCCAUCUAAAUCUUCAUGGAAUUGUAAUGAUAGAAUCUGCUUCGCUAAUACGAGAAGGUCACUCAAGUAGCAAUGCCCAUUCACAUUCAGAACGAAUGGUGGUCGACAAUGACAUGUCAAACGGUGGUCCUGCCGAGUCUAGUCCCUCGACAACACAUUCCGCGCGAAGGCGGAAUGUUAAGGUUUCCGAGAAUAUCUAUGGUGGAACAAAAAUAGACGAGCUAAGGCAAGCUCGAGAUAUGGAGGGGUUUUUGGCAGAUCAAGACAUAAAGGUAGAGCAAACUAAAGAAAAGAAGAACACACUCGAAUCUUUUGUCUAUGACACACGCAACAAGCUUCUAAGUUCGUACCGAAGCUUUGCUACAGAUGAAGAGAGGGACGGAAUUUCUAGAAAUCUUCAAGAAACCGAGGACUGGUUAUAUGAAGACGGUGAUGAUGAAACUGAACAAGCUUAUACUGGAAGGUUACAGGAUCUCAGAAAGUUGGUAGAACCUGUUGAAAGUAGAUAUAAGGAAGAAGAUGCUCGAGCACAAGCGACAAAAGCUUUGUCGAAUUGUAUAAAUAAAUAUCGUACGGCUGCGAACUCAUUGCCUGCUGCUGAGAAAGAGGCGGUUCACAGCGAAUGCACCAAAACCGAACAGUGGUUGCUCGAGAAAUCCCAACUGCAGGCUUCAAUGCCGAAGAACGCGGAUCCUGUUGUCUCCUCAAGUGAAAUUAAUCAAAAAGCUGAGAUUCUCGAGAGAAUGUUGAAGCACAUAACGAAGCACAAGUAUUCAGCCUCAAAUUACGACGAUGGCAUUGAUUCAAACCAAAGGGACAAACCCGAUGACAUGUAUGUAGACUGAUAAAGUUCAUCUCACCCUGCAGCCAGCUUACUUAACAAGCAAUUUGAAAUCAUUUUUCUAACAUUAUGAUGCUCUGGUGUCAACUACAUUUUUGUUUGCUAAAUUCACCAUUUUGACUUGAAACUUGAUGAAUGUAUUGCUUUUAACUUGAUGUGUCAAAGGGGGGGUUUUGAAUUGUGUGCUUUCA